Molecule: messenger RNA, 2947 nt
Organism: Nomascus leucogenys (northern white-cheeked gibbon)
Lineage: Eukaryota; Metazoa; Chordata; Mammalia; Primates; Hylobatidae
Gene: HSFX3
Product: heat shock transcription factor, X-linked member 3
Biological process (GO): regulation of DNA-templated transcription
Molecular function (GO): DNA-binding transcription factor activity; sequence-specific DNA binding
Source: RefSeq, a predicted model, not a curated record
UGAAAACAGUAUUUAUGGGCAAAAAUGAAACUAAAGGUAAUCUCCUGUUGUGAUCUGCAAGAGGGUGAGAUGCAGGGGCAAGCAGAGCUCCACAGGAGACUCCAAAGCACAGCUGAGGAUGUGGCCAUCCAACCACAAAUGGUGCUCUGGGUAACACAGUGGUAGAGGAGUGAGGGGAGUGCUCCCACCAUACUCAGGCAUAACACCACUCUGGGGACAACUUGACCAAGGGGAGUAAGAAACACUUUAUCUGAGCCCACUAGAGCACAUCCAACCAAUCAUUAGGAGUACUUGGAAGAGACCAAAGCAGGAAGGAGAUCAGGGGGGAUUGGAAAAGAGAGGUGCUACCACACAGAUCAGGCCAAACAGCCUGGUAGGGACCACCAUCUCCUAGAAGGCAGUCACCCACGAGGGGUCCAUCUGACUCAGGCAGUCUUGGUGAAACCCAAGCUAGGGCUAACUAGGGGCUGGCUCUUGAGCAAAUUAGAGGCCAGCAAAUGGCCUCCCCUGUCUUCAGGGUUGGGAGUGGCCAUACAGCCAUGGUUUCUCAGCUCAUCUGGGGCCUGGCCCUAUGGCACAAUGUGACUGUCAGAAGAUGGGAGACUUUUCUGGGAACUUGAACCACGCCUGUUUAUACUUUUAGAAAAGGGAGAAGCUGAAGGCCAUGCCACCUCUCUACUCCCCCAACACCUGGCCAGGGCCCCCUCUCCAGAUUGGCUGAGAGCCACCUUUGUGACAUCAUGUGACAAAUAAAGCAGAUGAUGAGUUAAGCCACUGGUUGCCCUGAUACCAAGACUCUAGAAUUUUGUGGACAGUAUUUAUUGGGCACGCCUACUCUGACUGAAGGCAUUUUGGACUUGCUAGGACAGUGAUAAGGGCCUUGGGUACAAAAUGCUCCUGAUUCUGGUGUAGCUCCAUGGCGAGUCAGAACACUGAACAGGAAUAUGAAGCCAAGCUGGCCCCAUCUGUUGGUGGACAGCCAACAAGCGGGGGGCCAUCUAGUUCUUCACCUGACCCAAAUCCAGAUUCCAGCGAGGUUUUGGACAGGCACGAGGACCAAGCCAUGAGCCAAGAUCCAGGCUCCCAAGAUAACUCACCACCAGAAGACCGAAACCAACGCGUGGCCAACGUGGAAGACAACCCCAACCUUUUUAGGCUCUCCUUCCCAAGAAAGCUUUGGAUGAUUGUGGAGGAAGACACAUUCAAGUCUGUGAGCUGGAACGAUGAUGGAGACGCCGUGAUCAUCGAGAAGGAUCUCUUCCAGAGGGAGGUUCUUCAACGGAGAGGUGCAGAGAAGAUCUUCAAAACAGACAGCUUGAAGAGUUUCAUUCGCCAGCUGAACCUCUAUGGAUUCCGCAAAACACGCCCAAGCAACUCUCCAGGAAACGAGAAAAUGAUGAUCUACCGCCACUCCAGUUUUCAGAGAGACAAGCCCAGGCUCCUGGAGAAUAUCCAGAGAAAUGAUAACCUCAGAAACACCGCUCAGCAAGCGACCCGUGUCCCAACUCCAAAGAGAAAGGAGCUGGUAGCUACAAGACGCUCCCUACGUAUCUAUCACAUCAAUGCCAGGAAAGAAGGAAUCAGAAUGUGUCAGCGGGGAGCCCCCAGCGUUCAGGGAUCCAGUGGCACCCAGUCCUUCAGGCGCUCUGGCAUGUGGUUCAAGAAGAGGGCCACUUGGCUUCCCCUGGGAAAUGAGCCCCCUCAGGAACCAAAUGGCCCAAGUGGGGAGGGCACCUCUGGGAAUGUCACAUUUGCAUCUUCGGCUACUACCUGGAUGGAAGGCACAGGGCAAGUGCCUAGUAGUCUGGUUUACUCAGAUAAUGGUAGUGUAAUGUCUUUGUACCAUACCUGUUACUACGUUCUGUUGGCCUCUCUCUCAGUCAUGUCUCCAAAUGAGCCCUCUAACAAUGAGGAGGAGCAGGAAGGCUCCUCAGAUUACAAGUGUAGACUCUGUGAACAGUUCAGAAACAAUGCAAGUCCGUGAACUCACAGGCCACUAAUGGCUCAUAAAAGUUGCCAUUUUCUAAUGAGAAACACAUUUUUGGUCUUAAUAAAGAAAAACAAAAUUCCACGAAAAUAAAUAAUAAACAGUUUAAAUGAGAACUGUUGUCUGUGUUCUUUUUAACCUUCUAUAUUAUACACAUCUCAUUGGCAGAAGCCAGGGGAGGCUGGAAAUCCUGUCCAAGACAGGCUUUGGUCCCCAUUGUCCUCGUUUAUUUGGAGAAGCAGCAUUUUUACACACUCAGCAAAGGAUGUUGCUAGGAAGGGUCGAGGCCAAGCCCAGGAAGACCUCGUCCCCUGAGAUUGGCCUGCUGGUCAGGAGAAAGAAUAGACUCCUGAUUCCAGCAAUAUCUUUCUGUAUCUUCAAACAGGAGAUUGUUUCCUCAUGGGUCCCUCCCAAUGUUGCCAGGAAGUGUCUGAUCAGCAGCUCAGCAUCCCUAGCCUAGCAUCCAGGGGCCUCCAAAGAGGCCCACUUGAAAGGCAGGCCACCCUAUCUGCCAUGGGAUGUAUGACCACCAUAACAUCCUGGCUCAGAAGAGAAGGGCCACUGCAGUCAAUGCCUGGGGGGAAAUGCCCAUCAUCCUCAUGGAUAACAACUAGAAACUUUGCUAAAUCACCAAAAAAAAAAAAAAUCACUACAAAAUAAAACAACACUACUGAUCACAUUUCCAAGUUAACCUCACUCUACUAGAGCUGUAAUUUUGGAUGUAUCGCUAGGAUAGGAAGUAGCUGUGUGAUGCAGGUAACACACAUGCUUCAGAAACUGACAGACACUUUCACAACAGAGUGAGAGUAACCUGAAAGGACAGACAGCUGCUCUAAGUCUGACGUCCUCUUCAUCCUGGAUGAGUCGGUUGAUUAAUGGCUAGUCACUACCAGGCAAACAUUCAGUGCCAGGUCCCAGACUUUCUGUAAUGUCGCCUGGAUGCUAGUUACACAUUUGAUG